Cydia amplana is the source of this 826-nucleotide messenger RNA. RefSeq lists its product as uncharacterized. The transcript is spliced from 6 exons. The record is from RefSeq and is a predicted model, not a curated record. Bases 22 to 792 code for a protein of 256 amino acids. Lineage: Eukaryota; Metazoa; Arthropoda; Insecta; Lepidoptera; Tortricidae.
AGGCAAAUAAUUAACAUUUCAAUGCAAGUAUUUAAAAUAAACAUGGAUGCAAAAUAUGCACUAUUUCAAACAAUAUUAAUUAUUCUCUGUGUACUUACUGGUAAGACGGAAAGUAACCACGAACUACAAGACAUCGAAAAAAUAUUUUCAAAGUGCGAGAAGCACUCGGCACAAUUCGAUGCUUGCAUGAAACAGGCUCUAAAUGAUCUGAAACCUUAUUUUAAGCGAGGUAUACCGGAAAUUGGCGUCGCUUCUUUUGAUCCCCACACGGCGAAGGAAGUCAAGCAAACACGUACAAUGCUUGGACUUAAAUACACUAUCAUUUUGCGCGAUGUUUUUGAAUAUGGCUGGACUCAAUCUACCGUUACUAAAUUCAAGACUAACUGGGCAAACGAGUCGAUUAUCUAUUCGCAGUAUUUCCCAGAAAAAUACUUAGAAGGACAAUAUGAAUUCAAGAGCGGGGUGUUGGGAGCGGGAGCCGAGUGGGCGCGCUCCGGUCGAUGGAACCUCACGCUGCGCGACUACGCGCAGACGACGCGCGUGGAGCGGCGCGGCGCCGCGCUCCACGUGCGGGUGGAGAUCGACCGCAUAGGGGACAUGGACCUGCAUAUCUCUAAUCUACUUACUGGAACCGGAUUAGAACAACUAGUUGAUGGUGUGAUUAAGACGUUUUGGAAACCGGGGUUCAGACUAGUCAGACCUGUGAUCAAUGACCUUGUAAGCAGUGCCUUUACCAAUAUCUGGAGUGAAUCCUUUAAGAACUUCAAUGUCCAAAACUUCAUUAAAAACUAACUUCAGCUCGAUCCACAUAUAUUCACAUAAUACA